GAGUGCUGACAUGUAUUUUGUCUUAAAAGUUUCGGUUUUUGUUUUCUUAUGAUUAUUGGAUUUUGGUGUUUUCGAUGAACUAUUGCGCUAACAGUAAAUAAUAUGGAUACAAUUGAAUCGUUGGACGAAAAAGAUAGUGGCCCUGAGGUUCAAUUAAACUUUCCCGCCUCAGUGAUGAGCAGAAUUGAGGAAUUAAUGGGCGGCAGUGAACAUUUUGAUAGCGACGAAUUUGAUGCAGUAGCCUACAUCAAUCGUGUGUUUCCAACGGAACAAUCACUAUCAGGGGUUGAGGCGGCAGCCUCUAGAUGUGAAUUCCGUUUAGCAGCUGUUCAACAUGACAUCCGGAGGCUGGUACAGGCCCAACACGAUCAAAGGAAAGUCGGCCACCAGGCGCUGCUGGAAGCCCAGAAGUGCAUCUCGGAGUUGUCGUUGCAGGUAGCGGAUAUAAACAAGAAAUCAGAACGCAGUGAAGGUAUGGUCCGCGAGAUCACAUCUGAAAUAAAGCAAUUGGAUUGUGCCAAGUGGAAUUUGACGGCAGCCAUCACGGCGCUGAACCAUCUUCAUAUGUUGGCUGGCGGAGCCGCGUCUUUGAGGACAUUGGCUCAGAAUCGACAGUAUAAAGAACUCGUCUUGCCAUUGCAGGCCAUUAUGGAGGUGCUCCAACAUUUAGAGAAUUAUCGCGAUAUUCGCGAGUUGAACGCACUAAGAGAAGAAGUGCACUCGAUCCGUGCGAAUCUCGCUGAACAAAUAUUGGCGGAUUUUAAACAGGCCUUCACUGGUGGUAGUAAAAGCACCAUUUCCCAACGGACAUUGAGCGAGGCCUGUGGAGUGGUCGAUGUGUUGGAGUCUAAAGUGAGGCAAGAUCUGCUGAAAUGGUUUAUAGGACUGGAGUUACAGGAGUACGAACACCUGUUCUCCCCCGAACAAGAAUGCGCCUGGUUACCGCAAAUAGCGAGGCGCUACUCGUGGCUCAAGAAGCACCUGCUGGCCGUCGAGCAGACCAAGGGAGCUAUAUUCCCAGCGGCCUGGCGGCUCAGCGAGAGGAUCGCUCAUCACUUUUGCAAGAUAACCCGGGAAAGUCUAACGUCCCUAAUGUCGUCCCGUAGGAAUGAAAUCGACUGCAAAUUAUUGCUUUACGCGAUACAACAGACGCACAACUUCGAAUUAUUACUUCAUAAACGAUUUAUUGGCACAGAGUUGGGACCAGAAGCCGAAGCAAAUUUGGAAGAGAUCUCCUUUGAUGAUUACAUUGAGAAUAUCGAAGAUGUGACGUCACACAAAAGUCCGUGGGUGGGUGUGGUCGGAAAAUGCUUUGAAGAGCAUCUUUCCCUGUACAUAAGCAGUCUUGAUAAUAAUCUCCGGUCGCUUAUGGAUCGGUUUAUUCAGGAAGCUAAGAAUAUCGAGAUCAGCGACUGCGAGGGGAGUGGGUCGGGAGGGGUGUUGGCGAGUUGCGCGGAUCUCUUUCUCUUCUAUAAGAAAUGCCUCGCACAAUGCGCCACUUUGUCCACGGGGGAUCCGAUGUUAGAACUGUCGGCCGUGUUCGGGAAAUAUCUCCGCGAGUACGCGGGGUCGGUCCUUCAGAACGCAUUACCGAGGAGUAAUUCCAACACAGUCAACAAUAUUGUCACGAACAUACACACAUUUCUCAAGGACGAGAGUGUUGUGAGAUAUACAAAGCAGGAAAUCUCGAAGAUCACGAGUGUAAUAACAACGUCCGAGUACUGCUUGGAGACGACUGUUCAUCUCGAGCAAAAGUUGAAAGAAAAAAUUCACCCGAGUCUGUCCAAUAAAAUCGAUUUGGGCCCCGAACAAGAUUUAUUUCACAAAAUGAUCAGCACCUGCAUUCAAAUUCUAGUCCAAGAUCUGGAGCUGGCCUGCGAGCCGGCUCUGUGCUCUAUGACCAAAAUAUCGUGGCUCCACUUCGACACGGUCGGCGACCAGAGUUCCUACAUCACUCAAGCGAUUAUGCAUUUGAAGAACUCGAUACCGAUCUUGAGAGAUAAUCUCGCGUCGUCCCGGAAGUAUUUCACCCAAUUCUGUAUCAGAUUCGCCAAUUCUUUCAUCCCUAAAUUCAUUCAAAACAUCUACAAGUGCAAGCCGAUCUCCACCGUCGGCUCCGAGCAGCUGCUGCUCGACACGCAUAUGUUGAAGACGGUGCUCUUGGAGCUGCCGUCCCUCGGCUCGGAUGUCAAACGUCAAGCGCCGACGACGUACACGAAAGUCGUCAUCAAACUGAUGACGAAAGCGGAGAUGAUUUUAAAGUUGGUCAUGGCGCCGUUGGAUAAUAAUUUGGAGGGUUUUGUGGCGCAGUUUCUGCAAUUGUUGCCAGAUAGCACGCUGGUGGAGUUUCAUAAAGUCCUCGAUAUGAAGGGAGCCAAAUUGGGUAAGAGCCAGUUGACCGCUUUGGACGCUCUCUUUAAGGAGACGUCGAGGAGUUGUAGUGAGACUGUCAAAUGAAUGAUUUAAUAUUUGUGGUUUUCGGUUAACUUUAAGAGCGAUUUCAAUCAUCUACAAACAAAAAGCAUAAAUACUAUCAAAUAUACAAACAAUGCAAUUGCUUCUGAAGCUUACAAAAAUAUUCAUUAUUAAGGCAUUAUAAUCUGCUUUAAACAGAUGGUAUAUUAUCGUGAAUUCGACAAAAUUGAAUGGUAUUUGACAUUUCUAGAAUGCCGCCAUUAGUUUCGCACCAAAACAUUUCUAUAUAUAAGCUUUAGUAGCGUUACAACUAAUUCCAAUAGUUUUAAUCAAUUUGCUCAACAUUCGACUUCUCAAGCUGCUAUAAUCUGUUUUGUUAUUAUUUGUUAAAUAUGAAUUCAAAAUCUAGUUCCUUCCUCACAUUGUUAUUUAAAUCACCGAAGAGAAUAUUGAAGUUAAUCGAUCGUGGACCAAAUGAAAAUACAAUGGUUUUCUGUAAAGUCGGUUUACGGACGAUAGUUUAACGUGACCACGUCAUAGUAAAACAAAAUUGAAUUAUCCCUAUUUUGUAUGGAUACAAAGAAGGAGUGAAUCCUCGGGCACAUAAGGCCAAUCGAGGGGAAGUAAGAUAGAGUCAUGCUUUUUCGUGCUUGCAGCCGGCGUUCAUCGAUUUAUUCUUCGCUGUCACGUCAAAAGACGUUCAAAUAGGCGCGAAUCGCUGAGGCUACUUGAUUUUUAUAAAACAGGAAUAUAUUUGAUGCUUGUUUGUGUUAUUAUCGUCCAUAUCGUAUAAGUAUAGAAUCUUAAUUAGAAUAAUUGUUUAUGUAUAUUGGAAAUAAAUUAUUAAUAAAAUUAGAGAUA
Molecule: messenger RNA, 3276 nt
Organism: Pieris brassicae (large cabbage white)
Lineage: Eukaryota; Metazoa; Arthropoda; Insecta; Lepidoptera; Pieridae
Gene: Vps53
Product: vacuolar protein sorting-associated protein 53 homolog
Exons: 12
Coding region: 103-2457 (784 amino acids)
Biological process (GO): retrograde transport, endosome to Golgi
Cellular component (GO): GARP complex
Source: RefSeq, a predicted model, not a curated record